ACGAUAGACGCGCGCACGUCACGACACUCUCAGAUGCAGGGCAACGGGGCAGGCAACUCAUCCCAAACUGCCAGGAACAGGGUACAGUUGACCCUGGUCUGCCACCACGUGUGGAGGGCUGUUUCCCAGUGAGGAGGCCUUUCUAGGUGGUAGGAUGAGUGGAAAGAGCCUGCUGCUAAAGGUCAUUCUGCUUGGGGACGGAGGAGUGGGCAAGUCCUCAUUGAUGAACCGUUAUGUCACAGACCGCUUUGACUCCCAGUCCUUUCACACCAUCGGUGUGGAGUUUCUCAACCGGGAUCUGGAGGUUGACGGGCGCCUUGUCACUCUUCAGAUCUGGGACACAGCCGGUCAGGAGCGCUUCAAGUCCCUGCGCACGCCCUUUUACAGAGGCGCCGACUGCUGCCUGCUCACUUUCGCUGUGAAUGACCUGCAGAGCUUCCAGAACCUUGGCUGCUGGAAGAAGGAGUUUAUGUAUUACUCGGACGUUAAAGACCCGGAGCGGUUUCCUUUUGUGGUACUUGGCAAUAAGGUAGACAUGGAGCAGAGGGAGGUGGGGGAGGACGAAGCACGGGCGUGGUGUGAGGAGAAUGGAUGCUGUCCUUACUUUGAAACCAGUGCUAAGGAUGACACUAAUGUCACAGCUGCAUUUGAGGCAGCCGUCAGAGAGGUUCUGGCUGCUGAGGACCAGAUUGACCAUGCACUUCUGGGUAGUACUAUUGAUCUCCAUGGCAACCGCAAAUCCUCUCGUGCAUCUUGCUGCUGAUUGGUCAGAUGUGAAUCGACCGUGUCUUAAUUUCUCUGGCUUAAACUUGCCUGAGGCAGUUUUUAGAGCCAUUCAGAUAUUGUUUAUGGUACAUAUACUGUAGGUACAAGGUACUGAGCAGCAUUCACUAAAGAUAAUAUGGAUAAGAUACAGGUUCCGCAAGAAAGGUGGUGCGAAGGAUUCAGCUGGUGUCUAGAUUGUUGAAUUAUUGCUGUAACCAAGGUACAGGCACACUGCAACAGGCACACUCCUCUUUUGUGCCCUCUCUGCUUUCACUAGUGUUGCACAAGAACAUUUUACCUAGCCUCAGCUUUGUCUUCCUAUGCAGGGGUUUUUAAUCAAACAGUGCUUUGAAAGCAUUUGUUUUAAUUAGAAGAAUUACAAUUUCAGUUAAUACAGAGACCAGCUCUUGUGAAGAGCACAUUCUACCUUUGGCACAGCAACACAGCUGGUUUUGUAACUGCUUGACUUUCUAUCCACGAGUGGAUUUUACAAUAUUUUUAGAGAAGGAAUGAGUACAACAUGACCUUCUCUUUAUAUUAAAUAUGCUAGCAGUGACCAGUGUGACCUGAGGUACGAGGAAACGGGAUGAGUUCUGCAUAUAAAAGGAAGUUCUUGUUUGCCUUCCAUUGGAAGUGAAUUGUGAGUUUUAAUUUUGCAGCUUUGACUGUAAGCAUUGGGUACAGGCGGUAGUGGUGCUGUCAUGCAUUUGAUCAAUAGAUAUAUUACCACUGACUGCACUUCUGUGUUAGGAGUUGACUGAUAUAGUUUAUGCAGGAAAACAUAACACAAACAUUUCUAUCAUUUUGUCCACACUAUUUAUAUCAAUACAAGUCAACAUCUCCAAACACCACAUUCUCCAAAAUGGCCAUUAAAUUGAAUCAAUAACUCUGAAAACAACAUUAAUAAUAAAAUAAAUUAACAUUAAAGCUUCUGUGAAACAAGGAUUUAAUGAGCAACUGGUGUAUUAGCCUGCAUUAGUUGCAGCUAGAUGUUCCUAAUAGACUGCCAACUAAAUGUAUUUUUUUAUUUGCUUUUGGUGAGUACAGAGAGUGGUGGCUGCGUCAGAGCCAAAUUAGCACGUCAUUUAUGAUCAGUUGGAUAAAAAAAGAUUCUGAUAAUUGUGAAAUGCUAAAAUAUCCAUUCAUAUAACUGCACAGUACACAAGAGGCAUCAAGCCUACAACACGGGCAUCGGAUCAUAUUUAUUUGUCAUAAUUUAUGUAUAUGGCUCUGUUUACUAGUUUAAGUUUAUUGACUCUCAAAGUUCAGAAAUGACACUGCAGUUGUGGAUGAGCUCCUGUCUAGUUUUUUUCUGACAAGCAUCCAUUUACAUUUUACCAACAGAUAUUAGUCUUUCUUUGGUACCUACAUUAGUGUUCUGUGUGUAAUCAGGGGCAGGUUAAAGUCGGUGCAUCUGAUAUGCUGAGAAUAUUUAGAAUAAGUAUUCAUUUUCAGAACCAUGGUUGAUGUUACUGUCUUAUGUCUGUUUUACCGAUAGUGUAGCAGGACUUAACAUUGCAGUUGUUAAGCUCUGCCUAUUCCGAUGAGUUACAUGCACUUUGUGCUUUCAGUGUGGUCAUUUUAGGUCUCAGGUGAAUGUGAAGUAGCAUGAGCACAAGGAUAGCUAUGACUUAUGUGUCACUGUCACCUUUACUUUCUAUUCAUGCAGCAUUGUGUGAAACUUGCGACAUAGUAUUCUGAAAACUUGGAUGUGUACUUGUAUUCCUCUGAGCGGUACUUUACUUUUAUACCAGUGUUUUUACAGAAAGAAGAAUUUGAAUAAGUCCCUUUGGUUUGGUGGCUUUCAGUCAAAGAGCAGUGUUGUUUAUCUCUAAGGGAUUAGAAAAUAUGACUGAUCUUCAGUGCUUUGAGCUGAAUUUGAUACGGUUUUAAUAGAUUUUUUUCAGUAUUUCAGUUGCUGCUUGAAUAGCAUUUUAUGUUUCUGCACCAACCAAACCUGUUGCACAAAUACGAUAUUAUAUUUUCUGUCAUCUGAAUGCACAAAAUUGCUUCGGUUUUCAUGGUGGCCCCAUGUUCUCAUACCUUUUUUUUUGUCUGUUGUGUUGAUGUUUUUUGUGUUGAUUCUGAGAUCACAUUAUUUGCUUUUGAAACGAUCAUAUAUAUCAAUGUGUAUGCAGGUGAAUAUGAACAAACUAAUCCGGUACUGACAUAUUUGCAGAAAUUACAUGGUUCGAGUUCCUUGUUUUCAUGUAGGACUGUAAAUUCAUUGAUCUGUGUUUAUGUUCACUGAUGAAAGUGUUAUAAGAUGUGCUAGUGGUACUCACAGAUUACGAACGGUAGUUUAACUGUGAAAAGAGUUUGGCAUUUUAAGAGAACAGAGCUACAUAAUUCAAGUUAAAAAAAAAAAAAAUCAGGGCUGAAAGUUUGUCAGACUUAAUGCAGUCAAGAUUAAACAGAUUACUUUGUUCUCACUGUAAUGUUCAGAUAAUGUAGCCUACCACCGUGUUUACCUGAAAUCUAGAAUACUUGCGAAUGAGUGCAUACUGUAUUUACAAGCUGGCAUCAAAACGCUGCAGUAUAUUGCUCUCAUGCUGUCCAUGUCUUCUCUCACUGCAACCUAUUGUCAGUAUUUCUUUUUCUUUAAAUAAUGCUGUAAUAUUUAUGAAUGUAAAAGCUUAUUUCUUUGGCCUAUCCAUAUUAAUGGCUUAUGUCAGUUGCAAAGGGCAUUAAUUUUCUAAUUACGAACAAAAUGACAGUGAACGUCUGUCUCAUUUUGUGCUCAUCCCACGAGUGUGAUCCAGGUUGUGUGAACAACUGUGUGUUGAACUAAUCGACAACUUCUCGUACUCCUCUUUUUGCACUACAGAGGAUAAGACUGGUUGUGCCAACAUGCUGGCAAAGUGUUGAAUACCCUCCAGUGCUUGGCUUCAAAUAAAUCAUGCAACGUACCAAAACGAAA
This is a messenger RNA of Solea senegalensis (Senegalese sole), 3685 nucleotides long. It is a transcript of the gene rab9b, whose product is annotated as RAB9B, member RAS oncogene family. Lineage: Eukaryota; Metazoa; Chordata; Actinopteri; Pleuronectiformes; Soleidae. Gene Ontology annotation, cellular component: late endosome; lysosome; phagocytic vesicle. The transcript is spliced from 2 exons. Gene Ontology annotation, biological process: retrograde transport, endosome to Golgi; Rab protein signal transduction. Gene Ontology annotation, molecular function: GTP binding; GTPase activity. The coding region runs from base 155 to 763 and encodes 202 amino acids. The record is from RefSeq and is a predicted model, not a curated record.